Nezara viridula (southern green stink bug) is the source of this 2358-nucleotide messenger RNA. The record is from the annotation of a GenBank genome assembly. NCBI's taxonomy places the organism in Eukaryota, Metazoa, Arthropoda, Insecta, Hemiptera, Pentatomidae.
GUUUUAUUAACAUUUUUAAUGAUCACACAUUAUUCAAAAGUAGUAUGAAUCAAAUCUAACUAGAAAUAAUAAAAAAUCAUUUUUAUAAUUUAUACAUUAUAGUGCCUUAUUACGUUAUAACUAAUUGAAGAAGAGGUUUAUGAAUAUUGGAGAAAAUAUUUGUUUUCAUAUUUUUUAAUAACCUUUGAUGUAUGCACCAAGUAUAUUUCUAAAUUUUUUUAUCUCAAAUUGGUAUGGUCAUUAAUAUUAAACUUCAAACGGUAUCGAGUUGAAAGAUAAAAGAAAUCUUAUGUCAUGAUAGGAAUUUUCACAAUAAAAUCAUAAUCAAAAAACAAAUAAAUUUCUCAACUAAUUAAUGAAAUAUCUACUAUCAUCUAUGUAUAAAGAUAAACCAGUAUCUCUCUCUUCAAGAACUGUUGUUUUCAUGUGUGCGUGCCCAUUUAGUUAGUGUUUUAUAUAGAAGUAGAUGGAUCACACGGAUUAAUCACACAUAUAGGAACCAUGCCGUUAGAAAUGAGCAAAAUGGAUGGGGAAGAGAGCCAUAUACCUAUGGUUGGAGGUAACCAUCAACCAUCAAAUGGAGAGUCAUCGAAGACACCCCAAUAUCUCUACACUUUAGCUGUAACCAUUGGAGUAUUUUGUGGAGGUGCUGUUAUUGGAUGGAGCUCACCAGCUCUUCCAGAAUUGCAGUCAGCUAAUUCUACCAUUCCACUGACCCCCAAUCAAGGAUCAUGGGUUGGAUCUCUUCUUGCCAUUGGCUCCUUCAUCGGUGCUCUUCCGGCUGGCUCUGUUGCUGAUCUCCUGGGUAGAAAGUUGACUAUAAUGAGCAUGUCUGCUCCUCUUAUGAUUUCCUGGAUCAUGAUUCACUUCGCCACAUCUGUCAAUAUUUUCUACGUGGCUCGUCUCCUCGGCGGAAUAGGACUUGGUGCUAUAUGCACAACCGUGCCGAUGUACAUUUCUGAAAUUGCAGAAGACAGUAUUAGAGGAGCACUCGGUUCUGCGUUCCAGCUGAUGCUGGUAGUAGGAAUCCUCUAUGCAUACGUCCUUGGAGCGAUUGUCCAUUAUACGAUGCUACCACUACUUUGCGGAAUCGUCAACAUCUUAUUCCUCAUUGUAUUCUUCAGGGCCCCAGAAAGCCCUCUAUGGCUGCUAAAGAAGGAUCGCAGGAAGCAAGCAGAAGAAUCACUUCGUCGCCUCAGAGGUGAGAAAUACGACAUUUACAGAGAACUUCACGCCAUGGAGAAAGAAAUAGCGAAUCAAAACUCGCAAAAGGUUCCUUUCACCAGGGCAUUGAGCAAGAGAUCGAGCAUACUCGCCAUGGUUAUUUGUCUCGGAAUGAUGUUCUUCCAACAGAUGUCAGGAAUCAAUAUAGUCGUCUUCUUCGCCGGGAGCAUCUUCAAGGACGCUGGAAGUAGUUUAGAUCCUGCCGUAGCCACCAUCUUCGUGGGAAUGUCUCAAGUGGUAUCAACCAUUAUCGCAGCUUCACUCAUCGACCGCCUCGGCCGUAAAAUCCUACUCCAAAUCUCGGCUACGGCAAUGGCAUUGUGCCUGGUCGUCCUCGGUUACUACUUCCAUUUGAAAACUAGCGGAAGCGAUGUAUCCAGCAUCGGAACAGUCCCAUUGGUCUCAGUGAUCGUGUACAUCUUGCUGUUCGCCGUCGGCUUCGGGCCCAUACCAUGGAUGAUCUCGGGGGAAGUUCUCCCACCAGAGAUCAAGGCUACUGGAACAGGUAUCGCCGUCGCUACCAACUGGUCUCUUGCGUUUACGGUUACCAAAUCCUUCCAGCCACUCCUUGAUGCUGUGGGACCCGCUAUUACUUACUGGAUCUUCGCCUGCCUCAACGUCUUCUCUUUCUUCUUUGUUACGUUUGUUGUGAUAGAAACAAAAGGAAAAAGUUUAGCCCAAGUGCAAGAAGAACUCAGUGGCAAAAGAACAAAAGUUGGGAAAACAAAUGCCUUGGUGUAAAUACUUAACUAUUUUUAAAUAACUUAUUACCUGUUUUUCCUGUGAUUUAAUUUUAAAUUAUUUAAUAUAUUUUUUUAUAAACAUUAUUUGUACACAAGUUGUGAUUUAUUAUCCGCCUAACUUAGUAACGUAGUAACAUGGUUAAGUGAAAUAUUUAUACACUCAAUUGUAAGCCUAUUGUGUGACGAGGAAGAGAAAAUUUACUAGCUCCAACCAUCCCUCCUUCUCUCUCCUCAAAUCGUCCAUUACCAAUUUUAUAUUUUUGCGAAUUUUAUACAUCUACAUUUCCAACAAUGAUCGAAAACAUUCCUUGUUAAUGAUGCUUACUUAGAGAAUAAGCUCUACACAUUGAAGAUAGGGUUUUCUUCAUUGAAUUUCCAAAUGUUUCCCAAU